Kwoniella shivajii is the source of this 1440-nucleotide messenger RNA. RefSeq lists its product as uncharacterized. Bases 1 to 1440 code for a protein of 479 amino acids. Lineage: Eukaryota; Fungi; Basidiomycota; Tremellomycetes; Tremellales; Cryptococcaceae. Gene Ontology annotation, molecular function: poly(A)-specific ribonuclease activity. The transcript has 8 exons. The record is from RefSeq and is a predicted model, not a curated record.
AUGCCUGCACCUGCCAAUCUCACUCCAGAGCAAAUAGCAAAAGCAGCCGAUCGAAAAGCAGCCAAACUCGCCAAGAAACAAGCUGUAGCUGAUGGCAGUGUAGAGUUGGGUGAUGCUCAGAAAUUGGAAAUUGAACGCAAGAAAUUCCUUAAGCGUGAAUGGCGUUUAAUAGGGAGAGAUUCCGAGGGGACACAAGUGAAGGAGCAGGGAAAGAGUAAAGCGAGGAUCGUAACUUGGAACGUUCUCGCUCAAACGCUUGUUCGCAGGGAAUUAUUUCCAGGAUCAGAUUGUUUGAGAUGGUCAGAUAGAAAAUCCAUGCUCUUAGCCGAGCUGGAACAUCAUUCCUUAUCAGAUAUCAUCUGUCUACAAGAAUGCGAUCGGGUCAAGGAAUAUUCCACUUCAUUACCUCAACAUAUACCUAUACAAGGAUCAGGUCCUGGUAAAUUACAUGGGUUGGUGAUUUUCUAUCGCAAAUCCAAGUUCUUUGUUAGAUCUCAGAAGUUAAUACACCUGGAUACGGAAGAACUGUCACCAUCAAAGGAAGAUUCCAAUGACGAUGAAGAUGGUAAAAGAAGGCGAGGUGGUAGUAGACAAACGAAGAAUGUAAGCUUAAUUGUAGCUCUAGAAGAAAUCGACGGAGGUGGAAGAGGUAUGGUGGUAGCUACCACUCAUUUAUUCUGGCAUCCAAAAUACGCAUAUGAGCGAGUCAGACAGUCAAUCAUCAUACUCAGAUCUAUACGGCAGUUCCAAAAGGAUAACGACUGUACCUCUUGGCCAUGUAUCUUUGCCGGAGACCUCAACACUCAGCCUUCCGAAGCUACAUAUCAACUGCUCGUAUCUCCACAUGCACCACUACCUCAACCGAUGAUCGAUGAAAUUACUUCUUCUCGAUUGGUGCAUGAUAGCGUGGUGAAAGUCGCUCCGCUGUCUGCGCCUUCAGAGAUACCUUCCACAACCGCAACCGGUAGUAACACACCUAUCACCAAAGACGAAGAAGAAGGUGAAGGUGAGCUACCAGUCAGUAACGAGAAGAGCAUAGCAAAUACACGAUCACCGUCAACGUCUGAUGGUAUCUUACCAGUCGACCAGUUAGUGCGAGGUAUGAGGGAACUCUUGCCUUUAGGAGGAACGCAAAGUGCCUAUGGAUCUACAAGAUGGGGAUCGAAUAACAAAGAGAGUUUCGGCAACAGAGGUGGAUUUGAUUCUAUCGAAGAUGAGAAUGUAAAUGGAAAGGAAGAACCGGCAUAUACCUGUUUCACACCUCUGUUUCGACUCACAUUAGACUACCUUUUACUCUUGCCUCCACUUGACGACUCACCUCAAGGGGAAAUCACAGCUUUGUAUACACCUCCCAAGAUCGAAGAAUUAGGAGAGGGAUUACCUAGGAAAGGUAUCUGUGCAAGUGAUCAUCUAGCUAUGGGCUGUGAGAUCUCUUGGUAG